AUGGACUCCAGUGAAAGCCGCGAAACAUUCCAGAUCUCCAGCAGUGAGAACGACGAUCCAGACAACUCACUGGAUGUGCUAGUGCCUCAGAUCUUGCGACGUGUAUUCAUAGGUGACAAGGCAGCUACAAUGGUAGAGUUCGUGCUCCUCAAGUAUCAAAAGAAAGAGCUGGUGACCGAGGCAGAAAUGUUGCACCUCAUGGACCACAGUGACCAUGAGCACUUCCCUUUGAUCUUCAAGGAAGUCUGUGAGUGCAUGUGUCUUGGCUUUGGAAUCAAUGUGAGUAAGUCAAAUUCCCUUGGCCACACCUAUGACCUUGUCCCUCUCUUGGGCCUCACUUGUAAAGGCACAGAGGGUGGUGAACAGAUUUUUCCCAAAAUUGACCUCCUGUUAGUGAUCUUGAUGGUCAUCUUUGUAAGGGGUAAUUGUGCCAGUGAGGAGGACAUAAGGGAGGUGGUCAGAAAGAGGCAGAUGUUACCCAACAGGAACUUUCCUCCUGGGGACAGGUGGAAAUUCAUCACUGAGGACUUGGUACAGGCAGGAUACCUAGAGUAUCAGCAGUUGCCCGGUAGUCACUGUGCUCACCAUCAAUUCCUGUGGGGCCCUAGGGCUUAUGCUGAAAUCACCAAGAUGAGAAUCCUGGAGCAUUUGUCCAAGAUGAAUAAGAUCAAUCCUAGUUCUUACCCACAUCUAUGUGAUCAGGCUUUGAGCGAGGAGAUAGAGGCUGCCAGGAAACAGGUUCAGACCAUGGAGGGGGCAAUGCAAUACCAGGGCCAGGGAGUGCUCCACAGCAGUAUCACUAGCUUAGUUCUCACCCAUUGA
This is a messenger RNA of Octodon degus (degu), 822 nucleotides long. RefSeq names its product melanoma-associated antigen 10-like. The record is from RefSeq and is a predicted model, not a curated record. NCBI's taxonomy places the organism in Eukaryota, Metazoa, Chordata, Mammalia, Rodentia, Octodontidae. Bases 1 to 822 code for a protein of 273 amino acids. The transcript has a single exon. Gene Ontology annotation, cellular component: nucleus. Gene Ontology annotation, biological process: negative regulation of transcription by RNA polymerase II.